GCUAACCUGCGGGUCACGUGAUUGUAUUCAAAAUGGCGACCCCAAAAGAAAGUCUGUAAUAGUAUUUCUAACUGUUCUUCUUUUUAUAUAAGAUAGCAACAAGCAAUCAGCGUGUAUAGAGAGAGCUGUUAGAACUUUCCAUUUGAAAAUUCCUGAUUUAUUCUUUUGUCAUUCCAUGAAAAGUGAUUAAAAGUGAGAAUUGCUAUUAUCAAUUUCAUUUCCUUCCCAUCUUGUGACUAAAAAGAACAAAUAUAAAUCGCGUAUCAAAAAUCAAAUUAUGCAAUAUUAUUUAUCAUUUGCUAUUAGUUGUAGAUACUAAAGAAAGGUGAUUGAACAUGAAUUACCAAGCUCCUAAUACAAGACAACCUAAUGUGAAUAUGGUUCAGCAACACCAACCCUAUAGGCAAUUUGCACCCGGAGUUCAGAGUAUGCCUAUGUAUCAAGUCAUGUAUACACCUCAAGUUAUUCAAAGGCCAUAUCACUCAAGGAACGUUCCACCUCCUCCGUAUAACAUUCAAACAAGGCCGAAAGCAAAUCCAAGUCAACAUGAGCAGAAAUUAAAUAAAGAGGAAUUCGAAAAGCAAAUGAAACUAAAAAAAUUCGAGGACCAAAAGAAAAGACUAAUGCAAUUUUCUUCUGUGGGUUUUAAAAGCAAUGUAUCUGCUGAUCAUCUUAUUAAGAAUAUAUUGGGACCAGAAACUACAAAAAAGACUCCCUCUGAUAAUUCCAAGAACAUUCCUGCUAGUCAAUUGAAGACUCCUACAAUUGAGGAUGAUGGUUUUGGGGAAUUUAUUCAAGUACCAACACAAAGCACUGCUCUCCCAACUCCCACUCCCGCAGUAACGAACAAUACUACUGGUUUGAACGCAAACAUACCUCCUGCAAAUAAAGAGCAAGAUCUCAUGUCGAUGAUGAUAUCUUGUUCAAAUCUAAGCGAUCAAGGAAAAGCAAAAACUUUUAACAAGUCUCAAUCUCUUAAACAAGUUCAACCGAAAGUUCAGAAUGUAAAAACUUAUCAACAAAGCACUAAAUCUAGAGCAUGGACAGGGCUUGAGCAAGACUUAAGUGGUAUUUUUACUGCUCCCGGAAAUCCACAACAAAUAUCAACAUACCAGCCACAACCCCAAAUCCAACCACAAUUGCAACAAAAUCCGCAGCAGCAAUUGCCUCAACAAUACUUGCAACAACGACAAUUACAGCAGCAAUUACCGCACCAUCAACUUUCACAGCAACAGCUACAACAUCAAACAUCCCGCCAACAACUACCACAGCAGCAAUUGCCUCAGCAACAGCCACAGUCACGCCAUCAACUACAACAACAAGCCGCUCAACAAAUAAAUCAAGAGCAAACUUCUGAUAAUUCAUUAUCCACAGCAACGUCAUCAGUAGUUUCUCAAGAAAAAGCCAAUUUAGAAGUUGAUGUGUAUGAGGUGAUUCCCUGGCUGAACGGAAAAGUUCAAGUACCAGAAGUUUAUUAUCAAGUAUUAGAAGCUUCCACCUUGAAUGGUUUUAUAUCUACUGAUUUAGUAUAUGGCAUUCUUUUGCGAUCGGGGUUGCCCCGAGAAAUUUUAGGAUAUUUAUGGGAUUUAUGUAAUAGGGAAACUGCUGGUCAGUUAAACAAAGCAGAAUUAUUCGCUAUCUUGGCUCUUAUAGCUAUUGUUCAAAAUAACAUUUCGGUUACUUCCCUAAACGAUUUAUUAAGAUAUAAUGACCCACCCUUACCCAACUUGGGUCAAUCAACGGUAAAUCAGGUUCAAAAAGACAAUAACGGAGUAAUUGAUACAGAUUUGGUUCAGACAAGUGUGACUGAUGUUUCUGAAAAUCUUCAAAGUCAACCUAUAAGCGAUGAUUUCGCUGAUUUUCAAGCAGCACCUGCUAACAUCAAUACUAACUUUGCUAAUUUUCCUUCUUUACCUCAAGAUAUAUCAAACGACAGCCGUGAGUUACCAACCUUUAAAAGUUCCACCUCUGGGAAAAAAACUGAUAAUUUAAACAAUAAAGAAAUAAUGGAUGACACUGAAGAGUUCAAUGACUUUUGUUCCGUGCCACCUAUUGAUUCUAACUCUAAAGUGCAAUCUUUGGAUAAAAUAAAGUCUCUAAUUAGUGAGUCCACCUAUGUUUGUCCCGAUAACAAUAUGAAAUCAACAAGCAGUGCAUCAGAUACUGUUACAAAUGAUACAAGUCGAAGUUUCAGUGGUUCUAGUGAUAUGUUUUCUAUGUCAAGUCACAGCGAUAGUGGAGCAGUUUCAUCAGCAAAUAGUGAAGACUGGAGUGAUGGUAUUGGUUUACCUUCUGCGAAGUCUAAGCCCAGAGAGGAAAUAGACAUUAAAAAGUCUAACUUGUUCUUUAGCAAAAAUAAUGAAAAGCCCGUUGUCAUAGGCACCGGAUUAAACCCUUAUGAUACAACUCCGCCCGAGAUGAAUGACUAUGUUGAUGGAGAUAACGAUGAAGAAUUUUAUUCAAAUCCCACCACUUUCUACGACUUAGAUGAAGACUGCGGUUUAGAUGAUGCUCAUAAUGCCGGAUCAAGCAUGUAUAAUGAAAAAAGUAAGAAAAAAACAACAGGAAAUGCUCUAAAAUCGUCUGAUCGAAUACAAGAUGCUCAAAGCGUUUCAAGUUUAGAUUUACCAACGUCCAAACCUAGUGAUACAAAAAGCGUCUCAAGUUUGGAAAUAAAGCAUUCGGCUACAUCUGAAGCUCUCCAUCAAUCAUCGACUGUGCAAAUGGACUCUAUACCAAAGUCAAGAAGUGCACAAGAUGUUUUACAAGAAGACGUCUCCCCUGUUGCUGAUAGAUAUCGUGACCUUAGAAAAUCUCCAAUUGAAGAGAAAGAGAAUUCUCAUUCAGAAAAAUGGAUGGACUGUAUCAAAGCUGCCAAUGAAGUUCUAAUUACAGCAUGUAAUAUUCUAUCUUCUUGCGAUGAAACCGUGCUUACAGAAGUGCUCUCCUCAAGUUCUGGCUACAACUAUAUCCUUGAUGUUAUUGAGGCCUAUCGAGUUGUUCGUCGUAUAAUUGUGGCCAUAAGAUCAAUGACUUUGCAAGAUAAUAGAUUGAACGAGUGCGUAAAUGACACGGAAAUGUCGUGGGCGAAAUUGACCUCGAUGAUUGCUCAUACAGACGUGAUGCCACAAGCUGAUAAAUUGGAUAUGUCAGAACACGUUUUAUCACCAUCCUCUGUGGAUUGCGAUUCUGAAGUAGCCCAACGAUCGUGCGGAGUCUGCCUGUUGGAUGUUCAAGCGGGUGAUGAGCCUAAACUUGUAUACGGUUCGCGCGCCUAUCACUCAUCUUGCGCUAAUAUAUGGGUAAACUGUGUUGAUACCGUUCUCCCUGCCUUGAAAUUGCCGACUCUGUUAUAA
Messenger RNA from Dimorphilus gyrociliatus, 3356 nucleotides. Lineage: Eukaryota; Metazoa; Annelida; Polychaeta; Dinophilidae. The record is from the annotation of a GenBank genome assembly.